AUGGCGACUCUCGAUUUACUUUUACUACCAGCUACUACAUAUUGCCCGCCGUCCGCUGCGCAGGCUCGCAAGACGCAACGGUCACUUAAUACUAUAAUGGAAGAUGAAGUUACGUCGCAACGCAACUCAAUGAUCAUGAUGAACAGGCGGAGUCAGGCAUAUGAAAAGGCAUCAAGGACAGCGGAGUGGCUCUCACCCAUGAGCGACAACUUCCCCACACCCCGCGGCAACCACUUUAUGUCGGCACCUAUCGCUGAGUCCACUGCAUCCGAGAGCGAGGAGAGCAUUAUCUCUGGUACCUCUGGCACACCCUCUUCGGCGCCAUGGACCAGAACUUCUUUCACUACCGAAGCCACCGACUUUGAUGACCUCUAUGAUGUCUCAUCCGACGACGAGGCACGAAGGAAGCCUUCUGUGCGCAGAAGAAGUGCGACUCGUCAGACCAGCAGAAGCAGCAGCCGUCAAUCAGUCGACUCCAUCUCCAGCAGAACCUCCCGCAAGUCUCUUCCAGUACUAGCAAUCCCAUCCAAAGGUGACCCAUGGCCAGGACACGAAGCUUUCAAGGCUCUCACCUCUCCAAUCCCACCUACCCCACCACCAAAGGUUCCUAUGUCCCCUGCUCUUUUCCAAUAUCUGCAAUCACAAGAAGUUCCUUCAUGCUCGGCACCACCAUCUCUGGAUGGCAGCCUCAGCUCCGACCAAUUGGCGGUUAUGUCUGUUCCACCGACGCCAGAGAUCGGAAGCGUAGUUGGAGACGAUGAGGAUGUUUGGGGCAAUGGUAUUCAACUUCAACCAGCUGCUUUGGCUACCCUGCAGGCACUCUCCGGUAACGAUAGCUUGUACGAGCACCAGCCCGAACAGGUGAUCGAGCUACCCCAAGCCCCCGCACCCGCCCCGCGUGUGCAAGAGAUGCAACAGAGCCUUCCUCCACUUACCACAAACAUCCACCGCAACAACUCCAUCAUUCUCUCACCCGAGAACCAGCGAUCGCUCAACAGCCUUACCCGUCUUGAGAUUCCAUCUCCAGGAGGAUUUUUCUCUACGCUCUCUCGCAAUGCUAGACACACCUGGCACUUGGUCCCACUUACCCCAGAGGCCGAUGCUCCACCAACUUCCACCACUGCUGAGAACUUCUACAAAACACCAUGGUCGUCCGGAGCUCCAGUUGAGAGCAUCUUGGAGGUAGCUGAGUCUGAUUGCAUGUCCAAUGGUCUCCCAACUGCCCCAAUCACUGCCAGAUAUGCACCUCUCCAAGAGCCCAUCGUCACUUCCACUGCCGAGAACUUCUACAACACACCAUGGAGCAGCUCUGUCCCAGUUCAGCAAACCGUCUUUGCAAACAACUCGGAUUGUAUGUCUCAAGGUCUCCCAACUGCGAGAUACGCCCCAGUCCAAGAGGAGAUCGUUCCCGAUGAGAUCAUCACCGAGACUCUCAAACUCGAUAGCGUCGCUGUUGAGACUGUUGACCGCACUGGCCUUUGGCUCGCAGCUCAAAGCUCUUACCUCUCAAACAUCGUCGACCCCAUUGAGGAGCGGGACGACGAGGUUGCUCUUCUCAAACGCCACACCAGCGUCAAGAUCCAAAGAGAAUCUUUCGUAGAGGUUGAGGACGAUGUCCCACCCAUGCCAACUCAAAUCCGCGCUGAUAGCCGCUCUGAAGCCCGCAAAACGGUCCGUUUCUCUGUGAUCCCACCUACACCAUGCACCGGAGUCGUUGCAUGUCCAUUGCCCCAAACUGACCUCCCGCAAGAAUCAGCGUACUACCGCGCCUUCCAGAGCUUUAAAGCUCGCUCCCGCGCCCGCGACACGUUUUCGCACCGCAUCCCGCGAUUCGAGGCUCUGCAGACUCAGCGCGUCGUUUUUCCAGAUGCCCACCGAGCCCAGCUCCUCGGAAAAUAUCAACUCAGUACCGUUCAUAUGAGCCCAAAGAAACGCAUGUCCGCCAACGUCGCUCGCGGUGACGAGACCCCCCCUGAGAACCUGGAACGAAUGAAGAAGGAUAGAGAAUACGAGGCUUUCGAGCAAAUGAAACACGCAACCUGGAAUGUCAUGGCAUCGAGGCUUCUCAAUGGCGGUCGUCUCAUUGCUGCACCAGCAGCAAAGAAACUCUCUCGCCUUUCGUCAAUGGGUCCAAAGCUUUAUGGUGCCUCUCCCGAUCGUGCACGCAUCCUCGAUCUCGGUGGUCAAGCUACUUGUGAUUGGGCAUGGCACGUUGCAGCUGAAUACCCAAACAUCAAGGUCUACACUGUUACGACCAAAGCUCUUCGUCAACUCUCCAACUCCAACAUCCGCGGCCCAAAGAACCAUCGUCAAGUUGCCGUCGAUCGUCUUACCGUACUUCCCUUCAAGGACAACCAAUUCGAUCUCAUCUCGGCUCGUGAGAUCUACAGCAUCUUGAAGUCUAAAGGAGAGAAUGGUCAAGAUGAGUGGGAUGCUUGUCUAGCCGAAUGUCUUCGCGUCUUAAAGCCAGGUGGAUACCUCGAGUUCUCGAUCAUGGAUUCCGACAUCGUCAACGCCGGACCACUCGGUCUAGCAAAGAGCGUCGAAUUCGGAUUCAACCUCACCACCCUCGGUUUCGACGCCUCGCCCACCAAGACCUUCCUCCCUCGCCUCAAGCAAGCAGGGUUCGUCGGUGUCAAGCGUGCGUGGACAUUCCUACCCAUGGGAGCCAAGCUAGAGGAAGCACCCAAAAGCCGCGACAGUCUCGGCGUGGAAGUCAAACUCCAAAUGGACGCAUUUCUAGAGGGGAGUCUCGAGAGCAUGGCCUGCGUAGGCGGCAUUGUCGGCGGUUGGGCCUGGGAGAAGUGGUUACUCCGCUGCAAACUCCAAACUUUCGGGAACGAAGCAAAGAUUGAUGGUGUGCGUGAUAUUAUCGAGGAAGGACGAUACUGUGGUGCCGGAUGGAGAACGGUCAAUGGAUGGGCCAUGAAGCCUUUGCGCUAA
This is a messenger RNA of Glarea lozoyensis ATCC 20868, 2943 nucleotides long. Its product is annotated as S-adenosyl-L-methionine-dependent methyltransferase. The coding region runs from base 1 to 2943 and encodes 980 amino acids. The record is from RefSeq and is a predicted model, not a curated record. Gene Ontology annotation, molecular function: S-adenosylmethionine-dependent methyltransferase activity. The transcript has a single exon. Lineage: Eukaryota; Fungi; Ascomycota; Leotiomycetes; Helotiales; Helotiaceae.